Messenger RNA from Necator americanus (New World hookworm), 264 nucleotides. RefSeq lists its product as uncharacterized. Gene Ontology annotation, biological process: defense response to other organism. The transcript is spliced from 2 exons. NCBI's taxonomy places the organism in Eukaryota, Metazoa, Nematoda, Chromadorea, Rhabditida, Ancylostomatidae. The record is from RefSeq and is a predicted model, not a curated record. Bases 1 to 264 code for a protein of 87 amino acids.
AUGAACGGUCUGCUUCUUUGCCUUGCACUGUUCGCACUUUUCGGAUUUAUCUCUCCACAAGUUUACCUUACCACAUGUGCCAGAAUGGAUGUACCUGUUCUUAGUAAGGCUGCCAGAGCAGCUUGCAUUGCUUCAUGUAGCUUACAGAACUGUGGCACUGGUUACUGUGAAAAUAGAGGCGGACGAAAAACUUGUGUGUGCUCACGAUGUGCGAAUGGUGGAAAUGUCCCACUCGAUGCAUUAAUUAAGAAAAAGGGAAAAUAA